Spirodela intermedia is the source of this 189-nucleotide messenger RNA. The record is from the annotation of a GenBank genome assembly. NCBI's taxonomy places the organism in Eukaryota, Viridiplantae, Streptophyta, Magnoliopsida, Alismatales, Araceae.
AUGCCCGCUGCGAGGUGGUCGAGAGGCCGACGGCGUUCGAAGGGCUUGACCAGUCGAGCCGCGCCCUCUCCGGUUCUCCGCGGGCACCAGCUGCAAGCGCCGGAUGGACCGCGCCGGGCGGCGACACUGCAGGGGCGCCCGCCGUCGGCCCGGCAGGUCUCGUCGUCUUCCCAGCUUGCAAGAGACUGA